AUGGAUAUCCUGAAAGCUGAUGGAAAGUUGAGUCUAGAAUUCUGCACUAGGACGGGUGAGGAAUACAAACAAUACAGCACUGGAGGUCAGAAGAAGAAGAAGGGUCCCAAGGUUGUGCUGGCACAGGGCACAACAUCUCAAGAGAGCAGUUCCCACUGUGUCAAGGCAGCUUUGCCUCUGAGGCUGGUGAAUGGCGGUCACUGGUGUCAGGGCCAGGUGGAGGUCCUGUACCAAGGCUACUGGGGCACCGUGUGUGACGACAGAACAGAGUCCCCUUUGGCUGUGAGACUGGUGAAUGGAGGAGACAGGUGUCAGGGUCGUGUGGAAGUCCUUUACCAGGGCUCCUGGGGCACUGUGUGUGAUGACAGCUGGGACACCAAUGAUGCCAACGUGGUGUGCAGGCAGCUGGGCUGUGGCUGGGCCGUGUCUGCCCCUGGAAAUGCCCCGUUUGGACAGGGCUCAGGGCCCAUUGUCCUGGAUGAUGUGGCCUGUACAGGACAUGAGUACUACCUAUGGGGCUGCUCCCACCGAGGCUGGCUCUCCCAUAACUGUGGACACCAUGAGGACGCUGGAGUCAUCUGCUCAGGUAUGACCCAGAGAUCACUAGCUCUGCCUCCCACUUGGUAAACAAUCCACCAUGUCUUUCCAGGAACAGAGUCUCCUUUGGCUGUGAGGCUGGUGAAUGGAGGAGACAGGUGUCAGGGUCGUGUGGAAGUCCUUUACCAGGGUUCCUGGGGCACCGUGUGUGACGACGGCUGGGACACCAAUGAUGCCAACGUGGUGUGCAGGCAGCUGGGCUGUGGCUGGGCCGUGUCUGCCCCUGGAAAUGCCCCGUUUGGACAGGGCUCAGGGCCCAUUGUCCUGGAUGAUGUGGCCUGUACAGGACAUGAGUACUACCUGUGGGGCUGCUCCCACCGAGGCUGGCUCUCCCAUAACUGUGGACACCAUGAGGACGCUGGAGUCAUCUGCUCAGCAGCACAGGCUGAGCCUACCACCACUCCAGAGCCUUAUCCACCAACAGUUCAUAUCAGCAGUCUUGGAACAGAGUCUCCUUUGGCUGUGAGGCUGGUGAAUGGAGGAGACAGGUGUCAGGGUCGUGUGGAAGUCCUUUACCAGGGUUCCUGGGGCACCGUGUGUGACGACGGCUGGGACACCAAUGAUGCCAACGUGGUGUGCAGGCAGCUGGGCUGUGGCUGGGCCGUGUCUGCCCCUGGAAAUGCCCCGUUUGGACAGGGCUCAGGGCCCAUUGUCCUGGAUGAUGUGGCCUGUACAGGACAUGAGUACUACCUGUGGGGCUGCUCCCACCGAGGCUGGCUCUCCCAUAACUGUGGACACCAUGAGGACGCUGGAGUCAUCUGCUCAGGUAUGACCCAGAGAUCACUAGCUCUGCCUCCCAGCAAUGCAGUAUGCACAGCAGUUCCUGCAGCUUUGCCUCUGAGGCUGGUGAACGGCCGUGACCAGUGUAAGGGCUGAGUGGAGGUCUUGUACCAAGGCUACCUUGGCACUGUCUGUGAUGACAGGGGGAACACCCAGGAUGAAGAUGUCAUCUGUCUGCAACUGGACUGUGUCCAUUCUGUAUCGGCACCUGGAGGGGCCCACUGUCAGGCCUCAGGGAACAUUCUCUUGGGAGCUGUGUACUGCUCAGGACAGGAACCCUACCUGUCCAGUUUCCACUCUUUCUUUACAGUGAACUACACCUGUGGAGGUCUCCUGGACUGGCACUAUGGGACCUUUUCCAGUCCAUUCUACCCUGGGAAUUAUCCCAACAAUGCUAGAUGUGUGUGGAACAUUUUGGUCCCAACCAACAACCAUGUGACUCUGACCUUCAGAGAUGUGCAGCUUGAAGGAGGCUGCAGCUACGAUUAUAUCCUGCUUUUUGAUGGUCCUCAAUACAAUUCCUCUCUCAUUGCUCGGGUUUGUGAUGGGGCCAAUGGAUCUUUCACCUCAACACGGAACUACAUGUCCGUAGUCUUCAUCACUGACGGCAGUGUCACCAGGAGAGGGUUCCAGGCUGACUACAUCGCUACCUUUGUCCCUGCCACCACUGUUCCAUCGCCAUUCCCGACCAUUCCUGUAAAUGAGUCUUCGUUGGUGCUGAGGCUGGCCAACGGAGGAAACCGCUGUCAGGGCCGAGUGGAAAUCCUGUAUGGAGGCUCUUGGGGCACCGUGUGUGACGACAGCUGGGACAUCAAUGAUGCCAAUGUGGUGUGCAGACAGGUUGGCUGUGGCCCGGCUCUGUCUGCCCCAGGAAAUGCUCCGUUUGGUCAGGGCUCAGGGCCCAUACUCCUAGAUGAUGUGACCUGCUCAGGGUAUGAAUCUCACCUGUGGUACUGUCGUCACCGUGGCUGGCUUGUCCAUAACUGUGCCCAUUCUGAAGAUGCCGGAGUCAUCUGCUCACUCCCUGAGGCGACAUCCACUCCCAGUCCAGUUUGGUGGACGACAACAACUCCUUCCUAUGUAAACUACACCUGCGGAGGUUUCCUGACCCAACCCUUUGGGAACUUUUCCAGUCCAUUCUACCCCAGGAACUACCCUAACAAUGCCAGAUGUGUGUGGAACAUUGAGGUCCCAAACAACUACCGUGUGACUGUGGUCUUCAGAGAUGUGCAGCUUGAAGGGGGCUGCAGCUAUGAUUAUAUUGAGAUUUUCGAUGGCCCCCACCACAGUUCUCCUCUCAUUGCUCGGGUUUGUGAUGGGGCCAUAGGCUCUUUCACUUCAACAUCCAACUUCAUGUCGGUUCGCUUCAUCACUGAUCACAGUGUUACCCGAAGAGGGUUCCAGGCUCAGUACUACUCGGUCUUUGCCAAUAACAUCACCAGUCUCCUUUGUUUGUCAAAUCACAUGCAAGCCAGUGUGAGCAGGGACUACCUUCAGUCCAUGGGCUAUUCUGCCAGGGAUCUUGUCAUUCCUGGUUGGAAUGCAAGUUACCAGUGUCAGCCCCAGAUAACACAGAGGCAGGUCAUAUUCACAAUUCCCUACACAGGCUGUGGCACUACCAAACAGACUGACAAUGAGACCAUCAACUACUCCAACUUCCUCAAAGCAGCUGUUUCGAACGGCAUCAUCAAAAGGAAAAAGGACCUCCACAUCCAUGUCAGCUGCAAGAUGCUUCAGAACACCUGGAUCAAUACUGUGUACAUCACCAACAACACCGUCGAGAUCCAAGAAGUCCAGUAUGGCAAUUUUGAUGUGAACGUUUCCUUUUAUACAUCCUCCUCCUUCUUGUAUCCAGUGACCAGCAGCCCAUACUACGUGGAUCUGGACCAAAACUUGUACCUUCAGGCUGAAAUCCUCCAUUCUGAUGCCUCUUUGGCCUUGUUUGUGGACACCUGUGUGGCUUCACCAUACCCCAAUGACUUCUCAUCUUUGACAUAUGAUCUCAUCCGGAGUGGAUGCGUAAGAGAUGAAACCUACCGACUCUACUCCUCGCCGUCACCGCGCAUUACCCGCUUCAAAUUCAGUUCCUUCCACUUCCUGAACCGCUUCCCCUCAGUGUACCUGCAGUGUAAACUGGUGGUGUGCAGAGCAUACGAUGCCUCUUCCCGGUGCUACCGGGGCUGUGUGGUGAGGUCCAAGAGGGAUACAGGCUCCUAUCAAGAAAAGGUGGACGUUGUCCUGGGACCCAUCCAGUUGCAAUCCCCCAGCAAAGACAGGAGGAGCCUGGACUUGGCAGUGAAGGAUGUGGAGAAACCAGCUCCCGCCAGCUCCCAGGCAGUCUACCCUACCGCUGCCAUCUUUGGUGGAAUCUUCCUGGCAGUGGUCCUAGCUGUGGCAGCUUUCACACUUGGAAGGAGGACACGCACUGCCCGUGGCCAACCUCCGAGCACUAAGAUGUGAAGCAAAGCACACCCAGACAUUGGCUCCACGUGCAUAGAUUCCCAGAAAAGAUGGAAGACAUGAGCACGUGAGGUUCGGCAACUGGAUACACCGUGGCUAGA
This is a messenger RNA of Peromyscus eremicus (cactus mouse), 3938 nucleotides long. RefSeq names its product deleted in malignant brain tumors 1 protein-like. The record is from RefSeq and is a predicted model, not a curated record. NCBI's taxonomy places the organism in Eukaryota, Metazoa, Chordata, Mammalia, Rodentia, Cricetidae. Gene Ontology annotation, cellular component: membrane.